AGAGGCGGUAUUCCCCGGUCAAAUACCUGGAGAAAUACGGUGCAUUUAAGCGAUCCGAAAGAGGACAGUGUUUGGGAGCAAUGGUUAUUACGCAAGGGAGAGAAUCAAGUUUUAUUACGGCUGGUUUUGGUGGGUGAGUCGUUUAGAUUGCAGUGUAUACGACAAUGAUAUGGUUUGUUAAUAAGUGCGAGGAGAGAAUGCAUGGCAGCUGAUCCCAACUGUCAAGAAAACUCUAUAGCGAGGAGACCUUUCUCUCCUCUCCACUCCUCUCGGUAGGUCGUUGGUGGGUUUCAUUCAUUCAUUCCAUCUCUUCUUCUUAUUCUUCGUCUUCCUCCGCACAGAGGAUCGAAGGUUUUGUAGGUGUGUUGUCCGCCAUUGUAGUGGGUGAAGGAGCAGAGCAGGCAGGAUGGCUAUGGGGAACAACGCAUCAGAGAAGAACAACAACAGUUGUGGGGAAAGGGAGAGAGAGCGUGAAAGAAUAAAGGGGCCAUGGAGCCCAGAAGAAGAUGCAGCCCUACACAAACUGGUGGAGAAACUGGGGCCGCGCAACUGGUCCCUCAUCAGCAAGGGCAUCCCCGGGAGGUCAGGAAAAUCAUGCCGGCUGCGCUGGUGCAAUCAGCUGAGCCCGCAGGUGCAGCACCGCCCUUUCUCCCCUGACGAGGAUCGGCUCAUCAUCCAAGCCCAUGCCCAGCACGGCAACAAAUGGGCCACCAUUGCCCGAAUCCUCCCUGGCCGCACUGACAACGCCAUUAAAAAUCACUGGAAUUCUACCCUGCGCCGCCGCUACCUCGCUGAAAAAUCCCCUUCCCAUUCCCCAUCUCAUUCCCUGUCGCAUGAGAACAACAUGAACAACAAUGGCGUUACUACUACCACCAGUCCUAUUGGUGAUAACUGCAGCAUGAAACGCUCCAGUGUUGAUCUGUCGCAUGAUGGAGGGAGCGCUCAGGAUGAUGGGAAUGUGGAGGUGGAGUCUCAGCGAUUCAAGAAGCUCAACUGUGGAGGACCUGCUCCCGAUUCUCCUGCUAUUUCUGAUUCCAGUAACAACUUCUUUCCUAAUGCCCAGCAAAUCCAUCGCCCGGUUCCCAUUCAAUCAGCCUUCAAAUCCUAUGCCAAUAUAAAUCAGGAUCCUCCCACCUCUCUCUCGCUUUCCCUGCCUGGGUCUUCUGAAGAAAAAAUCAAAACCGAAGACAAAAUUCAGCAGCAGCCCAGUACAACAAAUUCAGAGCUCAGGCAGCAGGAGAAAAUUCCUCAGAAUCCAUUGGUAAGUGCUGGUACCCAACAGCAGGUUUUUCAGUACCCAUUUGUAAUUCCUCCCUUUCAGCAACAUCAGCAGCAGCAAUCUGUGGUGAUGAAUGGGUACCUGAAAACAGACGAGGCCAUGCUGAUGAUGACGGAAGCUGUGAAAAUGGCAGUUGGGCAGGCCAUUUCUCUGGUUUUUCAAGCCUCUCAAUCUCAAUGUAAGGAAAACAAUGCGCAUUGUGAAGGGCUCGGUCUCCUGGAUAUCAUGAGAGAAAUGAUUGCCAAGGAAGUUCAGAAUUACAUGGCUCUAUCACAGCCGCCUUCUGCAGCCCCCUGCAAUCAAACAGGGCUGAAUUCUUACGCAGCUGCUGCAAUGGAUUCAUCUGCUCUUCCCAGGAAAGUUUGAAUUUUUAGCUCGGCAGAGAGAUGCCGAAAUGGGUAUUUCGUAAUUUUCACCAGUUUGAGUGAAUCGAUUUAAUGCUAUGCAAAACAAACUAGGGCCCCAGUAGUGUGGGUCAGCAUUUCCUGAGAUUAGGAACUUUAGUUUAGCAGGGCAUUAUCAAAUAAUAUUUUGGGCAAGGCCUAAAUUCAUGAGCUCAUGAAAAAUCAAAAAGAAGGAAACUAUUUUGCCAAGAAGGAAGGUCACUUUGUGGAACGAGCUGUAGAAGUUGAUCCAAGGUGGGGUUUUUUACAGGCAGGGCUUUAUGUUGCAUUUCUUCUUCUUAUGUACAAAGAAAUUUUCAGGUGUAUAAAGGCUGUGAGAUCGAAGAUUUACACCUCAGAGAAUCUGCAAUGUUAACGAAUCAUCUAGUUCGUUUUGCCUCAAAUCAAUCCUCUUUGGGUGCUCUAGAAUUUGUAGAAGAAUGCAUAUUGAGAGGUUUAUUGGUACCUUUUUAAUCUCAUGCAAAAAAUAUUGAUUGUGUGA
This is a messenger RNA of Cryptomeria japonica (Japanese cedar), 2164 nucleotides long. RefSeq names its product transcription factor MYB73. The transcript has 2 exons. The coding region runs from base 407 to 1645 and encodes 412 amino acids. The record is from RefSeq and is a predicted model, not a curated record. Lineage: Eukaryota; Viridiplantae; Streptophyta; Pinopsida; Cupressales; Cupressaceae.